Cooperia oncophora is the source of this 471-nucleotide messenger RNA. The record is from the annotation of a GenBank genome assembly. Lineage: Eukaryota; Metazoa; Nematoda; Chromadorea; Rhabditida; Trichostrongylidae.
AUGUAUCUCGAAUCCAUGUAUAUAUUUGAUCAUUAUCGUGUACCAUUGAGCGUCCUCAUAACAGCUACAGGUCUUCUCGCUUCAAUUGCGAGUAAGGUUGUGCGUAUCGAAGCUAUUUUUUCCACAGUAAUAGAUUACACCGACUUAGUACCGACACAGGGAAUCCGAACAGCAGUGCUUUAUAUCAUCUGCCUGACAGCAGCUUUGCUGUCUUUAAUACCUUACUGUCCCUAUUGCUACGUGCCUAAAAUUAGUUUGCAAACAAAUGUGAUGCCAGCUGCGGCCAUCGUUGUGGUUCUUGUCGAACUUCUUGUCAUAUGCUGCUUCUACGGGACUCAGCGAAUUUCAUCUAACGUCACAACAAUGACGAUUGGCAAAGCGAUCUUGGAGUGGGGUAUGAGCAGAUGCUGUUCAGCUAUGCAUGGUAAUGCUAGUAACAAAGACGAUCUGGUUCAAACUUUAUUCCGCUAG